Messenger RNA from Physcomitrium patens, 3017 nucleotides. RefSeq names its product ABC transporter F family member 5. The record is from RefSeq and is a predicted model, not a curated record. Gene Ontology annotation, molecular function: ATP hydrolysis activity; ATP binding. Lineage: Eukaryota; Viridiplantae; Streptophyta; Bryopsida; Funariales; Funariaceae.
UUUCUUACUCCUCCUCGCCCUCGAUAUGCACCCGCCCUACGUUAACCACGUUUCCUCGAUGCGUGAUUGGGGUCGUCUGAAUUGGAGCUGGUGGCACUGCUGCAGCGCAGACGAGGGCUGUGAUGAGGCGACGAGCACAGCUGAAGGGGUCUCAUCCUCAGACAUUGAAUUAGGAUAGAGGGUCAUCUGUGGCGCAAACCGGGUAUCAGGAAAGCCUGUCGUGGGAUUGGCAGAAUUGAUACCAGUUGGUAGGCUGUUCGCCUGCAUCGACUCUGUGUUGGGAGCUGCCUCGUCGGGACGGCUAUGAGGGAAUUAGCAUUGGAGUGACGAGGGGAAACAGGUCUGCUCUACUUUCCCUGUUAGCAUUGACACAGAAUUAGGUUAGCUCGGUACGGCUGGAGAAUUAUGGGCGCGUACGCUGAUUCCUGGGCAUGCUCAAUCUCUCACGUCCAGACAAUUUCACGCAAUGCACUGACACCAACAUGUAGCAAGGUUCGGACCUGGAAGAUUAGCAAUGCUGUUAAAGUGUCUCAUCGCCGUAGGUCAUUAAUAGGUUUGGGAUUAAUCCAGAAGGAUGUGCCAUAUUUUCAAGCACCAAUUUCAGGUUUUCCGUCAGAUGGACCGCAUUGCUCAUGUGGAUUUAAUUUGAGUUGUAGCACCGCGAAGAAUUGUUUCGUGAAGCGGACGGCCAGGCUUGGGUCACUUCCCAAACAUAAAUUGUUCGGUUUGAAUUCGCGGAUUAAUCAGAAAGUCCACAAGGAGGAUGCGAGGAGUCAUAGCAGUACUGUCAAGGUGAAUGCACAGAAACUAGCAGCAGCCGAAGAGACAGCCUCUUCAUACUUUCUUGAAGACUUUGACUUGGAUACCGACGACAAGCCUCAGAAAAGAUCGAACAAAAGAGGCAAUAGUUCGGGUGCAUCAAGUGUGUCGUCUGGAGUUAGGCUUGAGAACAUUAGCAAGACUUUCAAGGGUGCGCAGAUUCUGAAAGAUUGUAGCUGGGAAGUGAAAAAAGGGGAGAGGGUGGGGCUUGUGGGCGUCAAUGGCGCUGGAAAAACCACGCAGCUUAGGAUUAUCGCAGGCAAAGAGGAGGCAGAUGGUGGCUCAGUAAUCAAAGCAUCACCGAACAUGAAAAUCGCAUUCUUGUCUCAGGAGUUCGAGGUGGUGGGCAGCAGGACCUUGAGAGAGGAGUUCAUGAGUGUGUUUAAUAAACAAAUGGAAAUUUCAGCUCGCAUUGAAAAAGUUCAGGUUGGACUUGAGAGCGCGACUGAUGAUAUGGAUCUCAUGGCACGCUUAUUAGAUGAGCUGGACAACUUACAAAAGCAAGCAGAGUUGACAGAUCUGUACAAUGUGGAUGUGAAUAUCAACAAGAUGAUGCCUGAAUUAGGUUUUACCAUGGAGGAUGCUGACAAACUUGUCGCAUCAUUCAGUGGUGGUUGGCAAAUGCGUAUCGCACUUGGAAAAAUCCUUCUCCAGGAACCCGACUUGUUACUGCUUGAUGAGCCCACAAAUCAUCUUGACCUUGACAGCAUAGAGUGGCUAGAAGGUUACCUGAAGAAGCAAGACGUACCUAUGGUUAUUGUAUCACAUGACAGAGCAACGCUGGAUCAACUCUGUACGAAAAUUGUGGAAACUGAUAUGGGUGUGUCAAAAACAUUUGAAGGUAACUACAGCGAAUACGUAACCGCAAAGGCAGCGUGGAUUGAAGCUCAGCGCAUGGCUUUCGAGAAACAGCAGAAAGAGAUAUCUCGAACAGAAGAUUUGAUUCAAAGACUAAGUGGUGGAGCUAAUUCCGGUCGAGCUUCAGCAGCUGAGAAGCAACUUGAGAAAAUGCAAGAAGUUGGAAACAUAGUUGAAAAGCCAUUUGAACGCAAGGCUCUGAAGUUCAGAUUUCCUGAGCUCGAACGAAGUGGGAAGAAAGUUUUGGAAGUACGAAAUUUGAAUUUUCAAUAUGAGGGGAAGGUUUUGUUUAACAAUGCGAACCUUCUUGUAGAACGAGGAGAAAAGUUGGCCAUCAUUGGACCAAACGGAUGUGGCAAGUCAACUUUGCUGCGUAUGAUUAUGGGGAUGGAGGAACCCACUUCAGGUGAAGUUGCACUUGGAGAACAUCGCGUUGUAUUAAACUACUUCGAGCAGAACCAGGCAGAGGCGCUGGAUCUGGAAAAAACCGUCCUUCAGACUGUGGAACAGGCAGCGGAGGAUUGGACAAUUAAUGACAUAAAGGCUCUCUUGGGUCGGUGUAACUUUAAGGCAGACAUGGUUCAUCGGAAAGUUGCGUUUCUUAGUGGCGGUGAGAAGGCUCGACUAGCAUUGUGCAAGUUCAUGGUGACGCCAUCGACGCUGCUGAUUUUGGACGAACCUACAAAUCAUCUUGAUAUUCCAUCGAAGGAAAUGUUAGAGGAAGCUCUGAGGGAGUAUAGCGGGACUGUGAUAGCAGUAUCUCAUGAUCGUUACUUUCUGCGGCAAAUUGUGAACCGAGUUGUUGAAGUCAAGGGCCAGAAGCUAAACGAUUAUGUUGGGGACUAUAACUAUUACUUGGAGAAUAACUUGGAGGCUCGUCGAAGGGAACUAGAACGGGAGAAGGAGCUGGAAACCCUAGCUCCUACUGUAAAGGCCAAAUCUAAGAUGAGCAAGGCUGAAAAGGAGCUACAAAAGAAGCAGAAGGCCAAAUCAUUUCAACAAAGCAAAGCUAAGGCCAAAGUUUCUAAGAAUGCCAAGCGGUGGAACUAGAUUUCAUCGGUCGAACAUUAGCAUGUUUUGCACAAGUGUAGUCUUAGGCGUCUAGGGUAAAUAUCCUGAAUUAUUGCCUCCUGCUCCUCAAAGCAAAGGAUUGUUAUAGUUUCAAUAUUUGUACAGGUCCCUUGUACUAGGGAACAUUCUUCUGUCACAUGGGUCUUUUCAGAAUAUGGUGGCGUGUCCUUGUGCUAUCCUUCAAACUAUUAGUUAAACCAAAUUCAUUUUUUAUUUCUAAUAAAUUUUCAAAAAAUUCCUUUGUCACUUCAAACAGUGGCAAUUCCUAC